This is a messenger RNA of Fusarium falciforme, 2157 nucleotides long. RefSeq lists its product as hypothetical. Gene Ontology annotation, molecular function: protein binding. The record is from RefSeq and is a predicted model, not a curated record. The transcript is spliced from 5 exons. Lineage: Eukaryota; Fungi; Ascomycota; Sordariomycetes; Hypocreales; Nectriaceae. The coding region runs from base 1 to 2157 and encodes 718 amino acids.
AUGUGCUUAUGCAGCUCCGUCCGUCACUUGACGGCUGAAUUUGACCCAGAUGAGGCCAUGGGCCUUGUCUCUGACCUAAAUAAGCAUCUAGCGGCUGUCCGAGCUAUCCUCUCCAAGUCGAAGCCACUCGCUCGGGAGGUCCGAUAUCAGGUGGUGCCCAAUAAUCACCGCACAAUGAAGAUUCUUUCGGUACAGUCCGUCGAUGUUGGGGGAGUGGAUCAGCUUUACAACAGGUUCAAGGGUCAUGUACAAGACUUCUGGGGCUGUUCCGAGAAUAACCUCCACCAAGAGCUGCGUCGACGACUCGCCUGCGUGACCAUCUUCCUCAGGUCCAAGCUGGACUCUGAAGCAUGGGUCUCGGCUGGAGUAUCCGGCCUCGUUCAAGGCCAGAAACCUUCCGAACUUCGUUACGCAGGUAGCAAGUACAUCAAAAUUGCACGAAAGCUAGGAGGUAUUGGAUCUAUUCUUUGGCUUCCGCUCGAGGUACCCUCUUCAACAUGGGAGAGAUAUCUCAACAUUGACGAUGAAGAAGUAUUUGACCACUUGAAGUCGAUCGGGUCAAAUAUUCCCAACUAUGACAGCUUUGUGCAGCGGUUGAUCGCAAGUCAACUUGACGAUUCUUCUAUUCAACUCUCACCUUACAAUCUCGCUCUUUCGUAUGACGACUGCUUUCCAACCUCUGAUCAAGUUGUCUUGAUCCUUUGUGCCUUCGGGGGUUCUGCGGUUCCCCUUGAACUGCUGAAGAGCGUACGGAUUCCCCAUAGACAUUGGACCGAUGACGGCGAAAUCGAUAGUACAGAUGCCGUUGACUUUGAUCUUCCUCGAGGGCUGGUCAACGUCUUAUCGGAUGAUAAGCGCCUUGAUCAAGCUAGCCAACGUCCUGAGAUCGCUCAGCAAAUGCUGGAAGAUGGUAAGACGCUCACUUGGUCCAUCCGCCCUGAAUCAAUGGCAUCUAUUACCAGUCGCCUGUCUCCACAGACCCAGGAGGACCUGGCUACUACAGCCUUGAAACUCAUCUGUUUCGCAUGCCCUCUUGUCUAUGAGGGCAAAGCCAACUGGCCUCCCUACAUGAAAAAGGCGAUUUGGGCCUUGCUGGACAAUGCCACGAACCAGAAGCGAGUACCAAUGUCCCUCAAGACGCACGUAAUAGACGCCCUCAUGUUCUUCACCGAGAGAGACUUCUUCGCGAUCCGCCGUGUUGCCAUUGAACGAGCCAAGUCGCUGCUGCGCAAGUCGAUGCCAUAUUAUUACCACGCCUCGAUUGCCCUUUUUGAUAGCAUCAUGCUUCGUAUUGAUGGAAACCUAGAGAGGUCAGAUGCUAGGAUAAUCGACUUCCUUGCUGAAUAUCACGAUACUAGUACCCGCUGCGACAAUGCUCUCCGAGGGAGGCUUCACAUCUCUCACCUCGAAAACAAGAUCCAUCGUUACGAUAACGACGUGGCUUCUUUCAUGUAUAAAUGGGAGGGAAUCCAUCCGCUCUCGACGUUCGAGAUUGAGGUUACCCGCAGGCUUCAGGGCACAGCGGCGAGAUAUUUCCAUUCCAUAGGGGACUUUCAGACAGCCAAGGCGUCUUUGGAGCAACACCUAUGGCUUAACUCUACAAAGCCUAUCCGCUUGAACACAAGAGUUCUCAUUGUUACCCGGCUUGGAGAGAUCCACUGCGAGCUGGGAGAGUUCGAAAAGACUCUUGCAGUGCUUCAGCCAGAGCUUGCGGGCCUCACUGAAAAGAAGGGCCGUCCGUUUCGACGGUUGUCAAUGGCAAUGAUAGAAGCUUAUCUAGGACUUGGCAUGUUGGAUACCGCAGAGUCCAUUAUCAAACAGUUGGCUGAUGUUGAGCCACCUGAGCUGGACGAUAUCAACGACCAAAUGCUACAUAUGCGUCGGCUCAUUCUAGUCUCCCGCACCGCCCACGAACAAUUGCGUUUUGACGAGGCUUUGCGGCUUUGGAAGUUUACCCUACAAAGAAUGGAGAGUCUCGUGACCUUCAAAACUAGGCAUGGUUGGGUUCUGGCCGUCAUCUACCUCUCCAUGGCUCACGCUCAACUGUGCCUGGGUGAUGGCGAAGGGGCUAGACAGUCGUGGGAUGUUGCCGUCCAAAUAUCCAUGAACGAAAGAUACGAUCAUCAGCGCUUCUAUCAUAUCGUUAUAGAGAAGUAA